AUGACACUCUCUUGUCUCUGCCCGUUCUUCGCGGGACGAAUGCAAGGCGGUAAUUGUGUGCUGUCAAACGGAGCUGUUCUAACGAUGGCAUAUCGUAAAGAAUAUCGUAUGAUGACAGACGAUGAACGAAAUCGUUGGCAUCGAGCACUAUAUACGCUGAAAAUGAACGGAGAGUACGACCGAAUCAGCAGGCAGCAUUUUGACGUCGGCGUUGGCUCUGGAGCCCACUCUGGACCCGGUUUCUUGCCUUGGCAUAGGGAAUACCUGAAGAGAUCCUUUCCUCAAACUAUUUUCGCUGGUGAGACCGACUUCUACGGAAACGUUAUCCAAGGUCCGUUUGCCUACUGGAGAACCCUCGAAGGACGUCCAACAAUUCUCAGGAAUCUGGGUCGGGAAGGCUCUUUGUUGAAUGAGAAUCAAAUCAACAACGUUGUAGCACAAAACACCAUCGAGAACACGUUGGCCUACACGGCUCCAAUGCUGUGA
Messenger RNA from Cooperia oncophora, 486 nucleotides. NCBI's taxonomy places the organism in Eukaryota, Metazoa, Nematoda, Chromadorea, Rhabditida, Trichostrongylidae. The record is from the annotation of a GenBank genome assembly.